Molecule: messenger RNA, 1031 nt
Organism: Rhopalosiphum maidis (corn leaf aphid)
Lineage: Eukaryota; Metazoa; Arthropoda; Insecta; Hemiptera; Aphididae
Product: insulin-like growth factor-binding protein-related protein 1
Exons: 4
Coding region: 74-889 (271 amino acids)
Biological process (GO): regulation of cell growth; regulation of signal transduction
Cellular component (GO): extracellular region
Molecular function (GO): insulin-like growth factor binding
Source: RefSeq, a predicted model, not a curated record
UCGCACGUCGUUGUCGGAAUUCCGUUUAGUAUAACGCAUUAUAUUUUAUAUUAUUAUUAACUGUAAUAUAAUAAUGGACAGUCGCCGUCGCGUAUCGCAAUCGUUGUUCCGUUUUUGUCACGCAUUCGCCUUAACCGUGGCGUUGACGGUCACCGGAAUCAACGGCGACGACGUUGGCGGAGGACAGGGCGCCGUCAAAGCACCGCCGCAAUGUCCGGGCAACGGAUGCGCCGCGUUCCGGUGUCCUGUCGCGGACCGAGACGUGUGUCCGCUGGGCCUGGUACCGGACGCGUGCGCGUGUUGUCCUUACGGCUUGUGCGGCUUGGGCGAAACGGCCGAAUGCAACGCUGCCGACCGGCCGUGCGCCGAUAACUUGGAAUGCAUCAAAACGGAAGACGUCAACGGUGGCGUGCAGUACCGGUGCACGUGUAAGGAGACCGUUCCAGUAUGCGGGUCGGACAAUAGGACGUACUCGAAUGCGUGUCAGCUGAACGAGGCGGCCGCGGAGCUCGGCAACAACGCGUCGCAACUCUGGGUGCAAUACAAGGGACCGUGUCAAUCGGCCCCUGUCAUUAGGUCAUCGUCCAAGAACUUGGCUGGUUCUAUCGGUCAUACCGUGGUGUUUGAUUGUGAAGUCAAGGGAUAUCCUGUGCCUAGCAUUAGCUGGACAUUUACGGACACAUUCGGAAUCACCAAAUGGUUGCCAGGAGAUGAUACACUAAUAACGAUACAGACCAGAGGAGGCCCAGAUCGUUUUACCGUCACUUCGUGGGUACAAAUUAUUGAAUUCAAACCUGCCAUGCACGCGGGAAAUUACACAUGUCUAGGCACUAAUUCGGUGGAUGUGACUACAGCUUCAGCCGCGUUGGAUGUCCGCAAAAUGGUUUAAAUACGUCUAUUUACAACAUUUCUUAUACUUGUGUUUGUAUUUUUUUAAAUUUAUUUUUGACUUGUUUUAUUUUUUUUUAUUUUUUAUUAUAAAAAUUGUGUAACUCAAAAGCUUGAAAUAUUUUAUUACAAGAUUAAAUAAA